AUGCACCUCCUGCUCAUUCGUCAUGGCGAUGCAGGUUCUCGCGACGCGCCUUUGACGAAUCAUGGCGUCGUACAGACCAAGCGGCUGGGCGCUCACCUCGUCUCCCGUCGCUCGACCAUAGGGCCGAUCAGGCACAUCUUUGCCUCGAAUCUUCAAAGAGCCUACAAUACGGCCGGUGCGAUUGUCGAAGCUCAACAGUCGUUGCUUAGCAAGGAGCUUGCACCUAUCCCUUUGCUGGAGGUGGUGCAGCUGCCAGAGCUUCGGGAGAAGGACUUUGGCUCUUCCGAGGGCGUCAAUAUCGGGAGUCGCGAGGGCGAUGGUGGUCCUGCUCACACUGACUCGGAAUCCCGUGAUGCCAUGAAAGCUCGGAUCGACCGCUUUUUGGCCUCGCAUUUGCUGCCGGUCGUUGACAAACAUGCCACUGAAAACGUGGCUGUCGUCAUAGUCGCGCACGGCAUCAUUCUCAACGUGCUGCUGAGAGCUCUUCUUGCACGUGGUACACCGAAACCCAUCUUGUCACAACCCCAACCUACCGUCAAUGAGGCGGGCGGCUCGGAGUAUCUUGCUGCAUGGAGCAAUACAGGCGUCCUUCAGGCAAAGGUCACGACUGUAGACUCAGUGUCGCUCGACCCUCAUGCCGAAGCUGGAACAUCUGACCAGGGACCAGUGGUCGCUGGCCUCGCCGAGAGUAGUCCCGGCGCUGAUCCACCCAACGGAUUCUUUCAAGUCAGAUUUCACCUCACAAUCCAGCUCACCAAUGACAUCGAUCACCUCAAGGGUCUGAAGAAGACCAGAGGCGGCAUUGGGAGUGCCAAGUUCGACCCGAAGCAACGUACCGUGGAUUUAUUCUUCGGUUCCGGCUCUAAGAAGCGGAAGCUAGAAGAGUCCAACAAGGAGUGA
Anthostomella pinea is the source of this 900-nucleotide messenger RNA. The record is from the annotation of a GenBank genome assembly. Lineage: Eukaryota; Fungi; Ascomycota; Sordariomycetes; Xylariales; Xylariaceae.